AUGUGUGUGCAUCCUAAAGAUUAUGUCAGUGACAACUUUGUUGCAGGUUACAAUUAUGAGAACAAAGAUCUUCAUGUACUAUUACGUGUUCUAUGGCGGUACCCCAAUAUGGCCUUGAUCGAUAUUGGUGCCAAUAUUGGCUCAUAUACGAUGUUCGCUGCUGCGAUGGGCCGCUUAGUCAUAGCAAUUGAAUGUUUCGAGCCGAAUUACAUGAGAGUCGCGAAGGCUAUUCAGAUUGAGAAUCUCCGUAAUAACGUUAUUCUUAUUGGAAAUGCCGUGUAUUCGAAGGCGGGACAACAGGUAUCACUGACUAAACAUCCUGGAAACAUUGGAGGCCAGGGAGUUAAAGGAGUAGCAUCGAAGAAUCAAUCAUUACAGGAUCCGUAUGUAGUUACAACUAUACGCUUAGAUGAUAUUCUGCCGAUAAUAAAGCAGACCGGAUUUCGGUCAUUUGCAAUGAAGAUUGAUAUUGAAGGAAGUGAAUAUUAUGCAUUUGCAAGUGGAGAUAAACUUUUUGAUUCUGUAGACGUACCUAUUGUUGCUGUAGAAUGGGACAAAAUACAUUUAAAUACAGAACAUGCAAACUACGUGGUUCAAUUUUUAUUAAAAAGAAGUUAUAUUCCAACUUCAGACACCUGCAAAGAAUUGAAUAUGGUAAAUAUGUUCAGUGGAUGGCCGCCAAAUAUCUUUUGGGUCAAAAUGAAUCGGACGAGCAUAUGCUAA
Molecule: messenger RNA, 723 nt
Organism: Adineta steineri
Lineage: Eukaryota; Metazoa; Rotifera; Eurotatoria; Adinetida; Adinetidae
Source: the annotation of a GenBank genome assembly